Molecule: messenger RNA, 3722 nt
Organism: Chara braunii
Lineage: Eukaryota; Viridiplantae; Streptophyta; Charophyceae; Charales; Characeae
Source: the annotation of a GenBank genome assembly
GGUGUCUCUCGCGAAGGCUGGUACCAAAUGUCCAUCUGAGUACGGUCCUGCCCCGGGAGGUGGAGUGGACCGAGGCAGGGACAAGGAUCGACUGAAAAUGUGUGGCGUGUGGGCAGGUGGAUCUGGUGAUAAAGAACCAGAAAUGCGCUGGGAUGGUGGACACGGGCGCAGAGAUGAACAUCAUUAGGGAGAAGGAGGCGGUGAUGAUAGGCAUGGACAUCGACCGCUUGGACCAUAGCAUGCUGCACGGCGCUAAUUGCAAGGCCGCUUUUUGCGGCACAGCGUCUAAUGUGAUUAUAGAGAUUGGGAAGGUGCGAGCCAGGACUUGCUUCUUUGUCAUGCCCGAUGUUGAUCAUCCCAUCCUUCUGGGGCGGUCGUUCCUAUGCUGGACGGAAAUGUUGAUCUUCAACAAGCACGACGGAACAAUGAUCCUGAUCCUGUGCGACCCGGCGUGUGGGAAUCAUGAAGUUGUCACAUGCCGGAACACGGGGCCGGGGAGCGGGAGAUAUAGGUCCAAUCUAGACUCCUUCACCUUUGGGGAGUCAGAGAACGAGCGGAGACGGCUUUGGAAAAUGCCCGAGGAGAAAGAUAGGGCUGAGGUGCUGACAUUGAGCCUCACGGAUGUGAAUAAGGCCAUGGAGGUGGUGUCGGCUCACGACAUGAAGGAUCCGGAGGCCAUUAAGGCAUUGAGGGAACAGGUUUUGGAGAACCCCCAGCAGGGUUCCCAAAGGCGGUACAAGACCAUAGAUAAGAAGUGCCGCCCAGUUCCCGUGCUCGUCACAGAGGAUGAGGAAGCCUACUAUGAGCGGGAGCGAGGUUUCAUACGGCGUAUGCGGGAGCACGCGUUGGCCGGGCCGUGCCGUAUCAACGACGAAAAUGAGGGGAAGCUGAUAAUUGGGGAGCCCGAUUUCCUGUCCACCCAGGAGAGAACGUUGAUGGUGGGGCUGAUGAAGAAAAGACACCGCGCGUAUGCAUUCAACGACGACGAGCGUGGGAGGCUGGAUGUGGACAAGAUCCCGAUGAUCAGGAUCCACACGGUCCCACAUGAGCCAUGGAAUCUAAGGGGCGCGCGAUACCCAAAUCCGGAUGAGGAGAAGAAGGUGGUGGACUACCUGGACGGCAAGAUGCGGACGCACGUGGCCAACUAUUCCAGUGGACCGUAUGCGUCACCUUGGUUUUGUUUUAUCAAACCAAAUGGAACGCUAAGGAGGCUCAUCUUGAGGGUGGACCCUAUUGCACUGGCGUGUUCCCUGAAGAAUUAUACUCCAUCUGACUCAACCGUCGCAAGAUGGUUGACCUACAUUUGGAUGUUUAAUAUCGAGAUGGAAAGGAUCCCAGAGAACAAGAACAGGGCAGAUGGGUUAAGCCGCAUCAACUGGGACGGAUCGGACGAGGAAUCGAUAGAAGACACACAGCCAGUUGAUGGGUUUCUGGAUCAAGAGGAGGACGUUCGCCUGCACAUAAACGAAUGGUCCCUGCGAGUUCCCAGUUGUGUCAGCCACCCCAUAUGGCUGGCACCAAAGGGGUACGAGCAGAAGGAAGAGUUAGUCCUCAAGCCCUUUCAGGAGGAGGAUCCGUGGGGAARUAAGGAUGUUGGUUGGAURAUGAAGUUGGCGUUGGCAGGUAYGCACAGUCUGGUGGAGRAAGUGAGGAYAAUAGAGGAAGRCCCCGCUCAGGUAGAGGAGCAUGAGCAGCUAAUGGGAGGGAUGUACCUGCUCACCAAUACGCUCCUGCAGGGAGACUUCGACCGGAAGGGCUCGUUCAGUCACGAGGAGGAUGAGAUUCUGGUUCCUGAAAGCCGAGACGACGAAUUCGAGGAAGGAGAAAUCAAGGAGGCGUUUCGGGCGGAGGAGUAUGAUGGGAUCUACCGGGAAUUGGGGUUGCUCCUAUCAUGUAAGAUGAAAGAUGGAGAUGCAAGUGCCAAGGCACAAAAGAUGAGGCACCUCUAUGUGGUAAGGGACGGCCACUUGUUUAUAAAGCGGCAGGUCGGGAACCCCAGGAGGAUCGUAUGUGGAAGAAACCGGCAAAUUGAUAUCAUAGCGGCCCUACACGAUGGUAUAGCAGGGGGGCACAGAGGGUCCGAUGUCCAUCCUCCCCUUUCCUAUUGUCUAACGACCCUUGUUGUCCCCGACAUUCAUCCCCCACACUGGAAACUGUGGCGUGAAGACUUCGUCGAGCUUUCACUAUGCUUGGUUGAGGUACGACUGACGUGGACCGAGGACGAGGCGCGCCCGCCUUGCAUAGAGCGCCUGGAGUUGCUGUUCAUCUUGGCUUGGCGAACCAACGUGGAGGGAGAACUCCUCGCGUCUCUAUUCGGUACAAAACGGCCCGAACAUCAGGAACUCAUCGCGCAAGAGCUCGCGAUCCCGGUAGCGCAGCUGGCGGAUGAACUUCCUCUCGACAUCAUCUCGCAAGACGACGAGCACCCGAUUCCUCAUGUGCUUUCUCGCACGUUAACGCCGUAUCUCCAGUGGUCGGCUUGUGUGGAGGGAGCCGCCGAGCGCAUCCUGCCGUCGCAGCAGCAGUAUUUGGAUCCUCGGACGAUUUGCGAUCCUGCCUUCUUCAGGCAUCCAACGGCGGAACAGCUUGCUGCCAUCCAAGAGGAGGAAGAGGAGGAAGAAAGCACUGAGAGUAACGAAGGAGAAGCCGAGCGGGAAGAAAGUGGGGAAAGUGAAGAAGUACUCGGGGAAGAGAACGAAACCCCCGAAGAAGGAAGCUAUAGCGAGCAUAGCGAGGGGGAGCCGAGCGAAGAAGAAGAGGAAGAAGACAAUGAAGGAGAAGAGGAGAACGAAGAAGGACCUGCGGAAUCGGAGUGGGAAGUUGUGCCGGAAGAAGUGCUACGCACGGGCACAGAGGCUGAAGAUCCGGAGGCGGCCCGCAAAAGAGAAGAAACCGCAGCCGGAAAGAGGGAACUGGAGUUUGCGAUCUGGCAAGCUUGCACGUCCACGAUGACCCAAACCAAGAUCCGGAGCCCCCCCGACCAGAACAUGGCGACCUCACGACCACCACUCCAACCCCAUCCACGCGGCGACGGAGCCGAUUCCCCUCCUCCCCAACCCGUCCCCCAGUUCGCCGACGUACCGAUACGGGCGAUCGGCCUUCGUCCCCGAUUACUCUCUCGCCGUCCUCUUGACUACCUCACCCUCCGCCAGCUCACCACCCCCAUCACGUUCCCCUCCAACCCGUUUCCCCGCGAUACCUUCCGCCACUUCUAUGCUGCUCGCCUCGCUAUAGUAGUGCACCCCCACCCCUCCAUUCAGUGCGCCGUCCCAAGCUUCUGCCUCCAUGUUUUGCUCCUUAGUGCCACGUGGCGAGGCCACAAUAUGAUCGAGGUUUAUUGCAUAGUAACGGGGACCAUCCCCGCCUGCGAAGAUCGCAAUCGUUUCCGCGCGGCACUUUUCCGAAAUCUCACUAGUGGCACCCUUUAUCCUGAUUACCUCGCGUCCCUCCCUCGCACUGGCAACCGUUUCCCCCGCUUCCAUCGCAUCGUCCACUACCAAGUGCUUCCAGAAUCUGCAGCCGGAAUGGAAAGGUUCCUGCCCCCGCUACCCCUAAGCCCUCCACCUCGCCAUGCCGCCAUGCACCGACUCCCUUUUCCCCUUCCAGUUAAUCACUGAUGCAACCGGUAAUGGAUGCGUGUCGCGACGACGGCACGAGAAAGAUCCCGUCCUUGGAUCAUCGAAGAGCCCAAUCUGAGGAACGAGUAAAAGAGCAGAGUUGCC